GUCUGCCCGCUGCAUACACUUCAUGGUUUGGGCCACUUAUCUGCAAUAAGUCAUAGACUGAGACCAGCCAGACAGACAGGGGUUUUUUCUUGUCCUUGGUAUUUGUAACCCCCAUGCCUCCCCGGUCUGUCGCGUGAGUUGCGUGGAGCCACAUAUAAGUAUAUCGCGCAUGCAUCCUCCCUUCAGUCACGUCUCUGCCCUAUUUAGUCCUGGACCUGUCCGCUACUUGACGUGUCGAGUUACAUCGGAGCCCCAUCCCAGCACUUUCACAAGCCGAUACUAGGGGAGAAAACCGUCAUCCGAACCUGAGCAAUUGGCGUGCACACGAUAGGCGCUUCCGGUCCAGCAGUAACAGAGCUUUCCGCUCGACCGUUCUGCUUAAGUACACAAUGUCGUACUCGUGGAUAGGGGCCCCGGCCCAAUUUAACGGCACCAAUGACGAGACAGGUGGUGACUCUAGUUACCUCGAUCAGCCUACUGACCAGCUGCCCGGGUCUUUAGCCACCGAAAAUCUGAACCAAUGGUACCAAUCCGGAGACCAGGCCUUUAUCCUGGUUUCUUCGUGUUUGGUACUCAUCAUGGUACCCGGAAUCGCCUUCCUCUACUCCGGUUUGGCCAGGAGGAAGUCUGCUCUGUCUUUGAUCUGGGUGGUCAUGAUGUCCUUUAGCGUGGUAAUUUUCCAGUGGUACUUUUGGGGUUACUCCCUCGCCUUCAGCACCUCGACGACAAACGGUUUCAUCGGCGAUCUCAGCAAAUUCGGCCUCAUGAACACCCUCGGGAAACCCUCACAAGGAUCACCGCUCAUCCCGGAGCUCCUUUACUCGUUCUACCAGAUGCAAUUCUGCGGAGUCACCGCGGCCCUGGUCAUUGGAGCCACGGCUGAGCGCGGUCGUGUCGUCCCCGCCAUGGUGUUCACAUUCUUCUGGGCCACCAUUGUCUACUGCCCUCUGGCCCAUUGGGUUUGGAAUGCCAAUGGCUGGGCCUUCAAGUACGGCGUGCUCGACUACGCGGGCGGUGGCCCCGUCGAGAUCGGAUCCGGAAUGUCUGCUCUAGCCUAUUCUUGGGUCCUCGGGCGCCGCAACGAGAAGAUGAUGCUGAACUUCCGCCCGCACAACAUCUCGCUCAUCACUCUCGGAACCAUCCUCCUUUGGUUCGGCUGGUUGGGUUUCAACGGAGGCUCUGCCUUUGGAGCUAACCUCCGCGCCGCCAUGGCCUGCUGGAACACUUGCUUGACCGCCAUGUUUGCAGCCAUGACCUGGACGCUUCUCGACUUCCGUCUGGCCAAGAAAUGGUCACUUGUCGGUUGGUGUUCGGGAACCAUUUCGGGACUUGUUGCAGCAACACCGGCUUCCGGCUUCAUUCCACCAUGGGCUAGUAUUGUGCUUGGUGUUGUGACUGGUGUCUGCUGUAAUUUUGGUACAAAGGUCAAAUUCCUCCUCCGCAUCGACGACUCCCUUGACGUGUUCGCCGAGCAUUACAUCGGUGGUGUUGUCGGCCUCUUCUUCAACGGCUUCUUCGCGGCCGACUACAUCAUUGGUCUCGACGGUGUCAACACAGGCCUCGUCACCGGCGGUUUCCUGAACCAGAACUACAAGCAACUCUACAUCCAGAUUGCUUUCAUCGUGGCCGCUUCCGCCUACUCGUUUGUCGUCUCUGCGAUCCUGGCCAAGAUCAUUGACAUGAUUCCUGGUCUCAAGCUCCGUGCCGACGAGAAGGCCGAACUUCUUGGCAUGGAUGACGACCAACAUGGAGAGUUUGCCUACGACUACGUCGAGGUUCGCAGAGACUACCUUGCCUGGACUCCUGCAGAGAAGGACCCCAAGGAGGAUGGGCAUGCCGUCAUGCCUCAAUUGGGGAUUGAGGGUCACCAGACCAUCCACGACAACAUCAUCAAUGGCGUUGGAAGCGUGCGGCACACGCCGGCGGUUCCAAACGAUGCUCACACAGCACAGCAGCGCGACUCGGAAAAACCCAAGUCAGUUGACCGUUCCUCUGAAUAAAUAGGGGCCACCAGUCAUGUUUGUUACUUCUUGUCUUUAUUCACACAGAUAAAACACUGUCGAUGUUUUCUUUUUGCUGAGGGGAUAGAUAUUUCUUUUUAAAAAGCUGGAUCAUACUGAUUCAGUCGUCGUCAUGACUGAAUGGCGCUGUAUUCUUUUUUGUUCCUUGGGGGGAGAGUGAACCAGACGAGCUUUGGCAAUUACUCACUAUUUGCCAAGCCAACACACCCUCAAGUCCAAGCUGGUCUAUGUGAGCAUUGUUCGGCGAUUAGCGCUCAAUUUUCCCUUCUUGUUAUUGUAAUAAUACCCAACUGAGUAAACGCACUACCCAAUGGUUCAGCUCUUGUAGGAAUUGCAUUCAGAUAUUUGCAUUGGAUGCACAACAAGGAGACCGGCACAGCUGGGAUUUGUUUUUUUUUUUUUUUUGUGAGGUUCGAGAUGAAUCAUUAUACAAGGGUCAUCCCCA
Pyricularia grisea is the source of this 2466-nucleotide messenger RNA. RefSeq lists its product as uncharacterized. The transcript has 4 exons. Gene Ontology annotation, cellular component: plasma membrane. Bases 390 to 2000 code for a protein of 536 amino acids. The record is from RefSeq and is a predicted model, not a curated record. Gene Ontology annotation, molecular function: ammonium channel activity. Gene Ontology annotation, biological process: ammonium transmembrane transport. NCBI's taxonomy places the organism in Eukaryota, Fungi, Ascomycota, Sordariomycetes, Magnaporthales, Pyriculariaceae.